Messenger RNA from Toxotes jaculatrix (banded archerfish), 2034 nucleotides. RefSeq names its product zinc finger protein 696-like. The coding region runs from base 78 to 1367 and encodes 429 amino acids. Gene Ontology annotation, biological process: regulation of transcription by RNA polymerase II. Gene Ontology annotation, molecular function: RNA polymerase II cis-regulatory region sequence-specific DNA binding; DNA-binding transcription factor activity. The record is from RefSeq and is a predicted model, not a curated record. Lineage: Eukaryota; Metazoa; Chordata; Actinopteri; Toxotidae. The transcript is spliced from 4 exons.
UGUGUCUUUUGUAAGCUCAUCCACUGACUGUGUCGCGCUGUUUUCCAACACAAUUGUCGGCGGCAGCGGAGUCAAACAUGUCCACAAACAUGCCGCCGAGCAGCCUGAACCUGGAGUCCCAGCUUUUGUCCAUAAUGGACGUGCUAGUGAAAGCGGCGGUGGCGGAAAUCAGUCAGCUGUUCUCGGAGAGCUCGGCGUCUCUGCGCCUGCAUUUAACCCAGAGCCUGAAGGAAAACGAAACCCUGAGGAUGAGGAUGAAGGUGAUGAGGAGCGAGCUCUUCUCCCUCAGGCUGCAGACCAGGACGAACCGGCCGGCGAGCCGCUUCUCUCCGGUCAGAGGAAAUAUCCCCAAACCACGGGCUAAAUCACAAGUUGUCAUUAAGCCACCAGUGGCUCAAAAGUCUGUUGGGGAGCCUGUUUCUGUUUCUCUACAAUCAGAAAACAAGACUUCCUCCUCUGCUGCUCAAGUGCAGUGCACAGAUGUGGAGAGUCCAGAUGUCAUCCUGAUCAAAGAUGAAGACGAUGUUGGAGGAUGCGGGACAGUUGUAGGUCAGGAUGACUUUGGAAGCCACGGUGCGCAGGGAGGUGUUACCACAGGGACUCAGAAUUUAGAACCUGCUGGUUCUCCCUGCUUGACAGGUGAUAACGAAGAGCUGAGAAUCGUGAGUGUUCACGGCCGAGGAGAGGGGCCUCUGCAGGAGGAGAGCGACGCCCUCUUCACUGCCUCUGAACUCCAGGCUUUUAGCUCUCUGUCUCCAGACCACAGCGGCACCCACGACGGUCUCCUCAAUUUCACCACUGGCGCCAAUGACAGAGCACCGGUGAGAGUGAUGCAGGAUAACAGUGUUGGAUUGGUGAGAAACAGUCAGCUGGAAAGAAAUCAUCCCAAUCAAAUGGCUCCAGCAACAAUGAAUUCUCCAAUAAAAACGACAAUAGUAGGAGCUGAUGGUCUAGUGGAACACCCCAGUCACAUAAGCCAGUUCCCCCAGCAGCAGAGCGUCUUCCCUCAUGCUGUCAACAAAUCCCUGGACUGCAGCUUCUGUGGCGAGCGCUUCCUCAGCCGUGAAGACCUGAUCGUUCACCGGGCAAGUCACACCGGAGAGUCGCCUGUUCCUUGUUCCCUGUGCGGCAAGUCAUUCGUCAACAAGACCACGCUGAGCAUCCACAUGCGCAUUCACACCGGCGAGAAGCCGUACGCCUGUCCUCAGUGUGGGAAACGCUUCACGCAGAACGGCAGCCUGAAGAUCCACCUGAGGACUCACUCCGGAGAGAAGCCGUACACCUGCAAUCAGUGCACUGCCAGCUUCAACAACCCCAGCAACCUGCGCAGACACAUGAUCACACACAACACCAACGGGGCGCUCUGACUAUGACUGAUGAAAAGAGUUCAAGGUUUUUAACAUGGAGACAUUUUUUAGUCUGUUGCGUUUAAUGACACUUAUGCCACUAUGUAUAUUUUGGGAAAAUAUGUUUGUCAUAGGUCAAAUGUGCUUAAUAACCUACAAACACAUCAGUGUACGUCUUGACAACUUCCCACUAAAGUCAGUGGAGUGAACACGCGUGAUCUCUGUUCAGGGAGAUGAGACUUACAUUCCUUUUAAUUCUAGGAAAACCAGCAAUAGGAAAACAACAUUCAAAAACGAAAUGCCUUUUUUUUUUAAACUAUCCUCCAUGGCCACAGAGACUGAAUUUCACAGAGUUUUUAUACUAUUUGAAAAUUAGAUAAACUUUAAUUUAACUAUAUAAUAAUGCUACAUUUUUUUAAAACCAUGACUUCACCAACUCUACAUUACACAUCUAUAGCACAACACUAGACUGCUACAUGAAUGGCAGAUUAGGAUGUUAAAAUGAACAGAAACAUGCACAGUGACAGUGAAAUAAAAAGGAAACUACAGUUUUGGAUGAGAAAUAUGGAAACGUUUUCUAUCGCUGUAUGUAGUUUUAUAUCAUGAUAUUGAUAUAUAUUGUGAUACAGUAAAUUUUGUGGAAACUCAAGAAAGGGAGUUCAUGUAUAAUGGUUGAGAAACUGUUUAU